Molecule: messenger RNA, 1872 nt
Organism: Aricia agestis (brown argus)
Lineage: Eukaryota; Metazoa; Arthropoda; Insecta; Lepidoptera; Lycaenidae
Product: GATA zinc finger domain-containing protein 14-like
Exons: 2
Coding region: 68-1741 (557 amino acids)
Source: RefSeq, a predicted model, not a curated record
GUUAAAUACUCAUCCAGACCCGUUUCUGAGAUAUUUGUCAGUUUACUAUGGGGAUGAAUACGUAAUAAUGUUUAGAAAUACAGUUUUAUGUUUGACGUUACAAAUAUUGGCGUCCAUAACGGAAUCGCAGAUUCUACAAAAUCGCCAGCCUUGGAAUUAUGCAAAUUUUGAGCAAGUCCCAAGAGUAGAAUUAGCCAGACAAAAUCCUGUUGUUCCUCAAGCACCGGCUAUACUGACUCCAGUGCGAACUGACCCGCUGGGUAUAUGCACAACGAAUGAGAAUCAGCCAAUUAUUUGGGACAAACUGGUAACAAAACCUAAUACUAAUCCAAACAACUAUGAAAACAUAAUUCGCAAAUAUGACUCCAUGGUGAACCCUCCCAAUGUUGUUAAUAAUUAUCAUGUACCACAACCCGAACAAGUAAAAAGAAUCGAUAAUAAUUAUAACAAAAAUAGGCAUUAUGGGGUAAGUAAAUACAAUAAUAUUAAUAGGAGUAAGGCAGAAAAAUCAAGGCGACGGAAAGAACAUCCUGUGAGAAAUUACAACGGAAAGGGAAAGAAAAAUCGAAAAUACAGACAAAGUGAAGAACACAACAGAAAAAAGAAAGACAAUAAGCCUUUAGGAGAUUAUGCUUUUAAUGAUACUGUCAAUAACAAUGCAUCAAACGUAAAAGAAGAAUUUGAAGGAAUUGAUAAAAACCAUUUAGAUUAUAAUAAUGAAUUAAAAAAAGAAUUUACUGAUACAUCCACUCCAACCAAAAAUGAAAUUGGUCGAAAUAAAAACACCCAAGAUCUAAAUCAAAAUAAAAAACAAUUAAAUCAAACUAGUAAAGAAAAAUACAAAAAACGUAAUACUGACAACCACAGUACUAGAAAUUCAAAAAAAGCACCAGCAAUAGAAUAUCAAACUCAAUAUUUUAAUCACGAUGAAUUCAACAAAUAUUUGCAAAAUUUGAUAGCCGGGAACAUCACCAGUCCAUACUAUUUUGCAAAUGAUAUAUAUCCGUAUUUAUUUGACUCAUUUUACAAAACAUCACACGAUUCCACAAAGUCAAAAAAUAAGAACCCUAACAAACACAAGAAUGCUAAAAAAUCUAACAAAAGUACUAUGAGCCAAAAUAAAGAAGAAGAUUGUGAUACUGUUAUAGAACUAUCUCCAAAUUUUCAUGAAGCAACACCCGUGACAAUCACGACAGGUGCUGGGCCUAAAAAAGAUAUAUAUUUGAAUUUAAAAAUCAAGAAGAAAGAUUUACAACCUGAUUCUGAUAAUAUAAAUUCAGUCAUGCCUGAAAACAUCAAUGAGGACCAUUUGCAAGUUAUUAGUGACAAAGAAUUCGCUAAAAAACCUCACACAAUCAACUUGUUUAACCCAUUCGAGGAUGAUGUGGAAUAUUAUCCAGAUUUUACACUUUUCAAUCAUGCAUAUCUCACAUCUAGUGAAGAAGAAGAACUCAAUCAGAUACAAAAAAACCGCGACUAUCGUCAAAACGAUUGGGAUUAUUAUGCAGACAGAGUAAAAUCUUAUGUGGAACAAAGUAAUAAGAAAUCUCAUAUCAACCCUCACCUUGGCUUUAGAGGUGAUGUUAAUACGAACGUCGAAACGAUAUAUGCACCGUCGAGGGUGGUUAACUAUAGCCAAAUAGAUAAAGAAACACAAAAUCAUACGGAUGAAGAAAAUUUCUGGUUCAAAGAAGGAGAUACAACGGUUGUGCUGUCUCGAUCUAUGAAUAUUGAUAAGUAGAAAAAGUCUGAUUGUCUGUUAAUACUAUAGCUAAGAGCUUGUCAUAUUAUUGUUAUUGUUAUUAUUACAAUAUUUUCGUGUUUGUUAUUUAGUAUCUAUCUUCUAUACGUCAUAUUAAAAUAUAUUAAAUA